Penicillium chermesinum is the source of this 627-nucleotide messenger RNA. RefSeq lists its product as uncharacterized. NCBI's taxonomy places the organism in Eukaryota, Fungi, Ascomycota, Eurotiomycetes, Eurotiales, Aspergillaceae. The record is from RefSeq and is a predicted model, not a curated record. The transcript has a single exon. The coding region runs from base 1 to 627 and encodes 208 amino acids.
AUGCUUAAGGCUGUGGGGGAGAUCUUUGUCCGCCACAGAGCUCAAGACAUAUUCGGUAUUCACCUGCUCCACAGUCAUUUUACCGCUCCCAAGGGUACUGUCCUUCUCGGUAUCGAAUUCCCAAUUACGGAUACGACACAGGCGUGCUGGACCAAGCCCGUACCAGCAGAAGAGCUGGCGGGAAAGCCUGUCCACGGACACGUUUUUCGUAUGCAACCAGAUGGGACCUUUGCUGCGUAUGAGUUCCACCAAGGCGAAGCAGCCUUUAAGAGAGAAAGUAUUGAACUAGAUUUCUUCAAAGAAUUUGCGGACUUUCUCCGACAGAACAACCUGGCCGACUUGCUUGCUCUAGAACUGCUGGAUGGUCCUCAGGACCACAUUUAUAAGGAGCUUCAGGUCGGGCCACAAGCCACUGUUCUUUUAAAUGAGAAAGACGUCAUUGGACUGGGUCUGUCCACCAUCACAACAGGCUGGUCUUUCAAGGUCGGAGACAAUGGGAUCAUUUCUUGCAAGGGCGGCACAGUUUACUCGCCCAAGAAAAACACCCAUGGAGUCUUUGUGGACUCAAAGCCUCUCACUGUGGAGUCGCUGAAGAAGGCUCUUCGAGGUGAAGGGAUUAUUGCCUAA